Sceloporus undulatus (fence lizard) is the source of this 5904-nucleotide messenger RNA. RefSeq names its product nidogen 1 (gene NID1). Gene Ontology annotation, biological process: cell-matrix adhesion. Gene Ontology annotation, molecular function: calcium ion binding. Bases 80 to 3823 code for a protein of 1247 amino acids. The record is from RefSeq and is a predicted model, not a curated record. Lineage: Eukaryota; Metazoa; Chordata; Lepidosauria; Squamata; Phrynosomatidae. The transcript has 20 exons.
GCGCCCUUCCCAAGUUCUGUCUUCCCUCUUCCCUCUUUCCUGGGCUGCUGCUCCCUUGCUUUCUGCUUCUGGGGCCAGCAUGAGGCGCCUGGCUUCCUGGUGGGGCUGGUGGGCGCUGUUGGGGUGCUCCCUCCCCAGAGGCGGAGGCGGAGGGGCCCUCUUGCUCUUCCCCUUCGGCCCGGAGCGAGGGGACGCCCAGCUGCAGCCCGGCGACGACGCUGCCUCCCCGCCUCUGCAGCUCAGCAGCCCGCUCCGCUUCUACGGAGCCCCGGUGGAAGCCCUCUACGUUCUUACUAAUGGCAUCAUUGCAGUGAGUGAACCUUCAAGGGAAGAUGAAUACCUUGGUCAGUUUCCUCUCAAUUUUGGAGGUAUCGCUCCCUUUUAUGCUGAUUUGGAUACUACAGGUGGACAAGGGAGGGUGUAUUAUAGGGAAGAGUCAUCGCCUGAUGUCCUCCAGCUUGCUGCCAACUAUAUUAAAAGGGGCUUUCCAGAUACUACCUUUGAGCCAAAUAGUGUUAUCAUUGUUACCUGGGAUUCUGUGGCACCUUAUGCUGGACCUGGAGAAGAUACCACUUUGCAAGCAAAGAGAAACACAUUCCAGGCUGUUUUAGCCUCUUCCGACUCCAGUUCCUAUGCAAUUUUUCUUUAUCCAGAAGAUGGCUUGCAGUUCUUUGGUACACGUUCUAAAAAUGAUAAGGAAAUUGUUCCAGCUACCGUUGGCUUUAGUCAACCCUCUACAAAUUACUUUUUAUGGGUAAAAGUUGGAUCAUACAAUAUAAUUGCUGACAAUGAAGAACUUCUUGGUAAUCUGCACAGGAGCAGCAAUUUGGGAAAACAAGGAGUCUGGGCAUUUGAAAUUGGCAGCUCAGAUAAUAUCGUGUCAGCUAAAGUCACCCAGAGUUCUGUCAGUGUUGAUUAUGGUGACUAUGACCAGUUCCAGGAAGUAACUACAGAACCUUCCAUAUCACAUAAGGAUUCCAUUGUGAUAAGCCAGCCAGAAGAAUCCUAUGAGAUUUCCAGAAGAGGAGAUAGUGUACAGGCUACUUACAACAUACCUCAGCCAGCAGCAGAAGAUGGUUUUCAGUCUCCAUAUCAAACUUUAACAGAACAGCCUCCAGCUGAGCCUCCACUCCCUACUGGGAAAAAUCCACCUCUCCAGUUUCCAGCCCAGCAGUUUCCUCGACAACAUGCUCAGAUUAUCGAUGUAGAAGAAGUUGAUGAAACUGGAAUUGUGUUUCGUUACAGUACGGAUCUCCAGCAGAGCUGUGCAAACAACCGUCAUCAGUGUUCAGUUCAUGCUGUUUGCAAAGACUAUCCAAAUGGUUUCUGUUGCAGUUGUAUUUCUGGUUACAAAGGAAAUGGUCGGCAGUGUGUAGCAGAAGGUUCUCCUCAGCGAGUCAAUGGGAAAGUGAAAGGACGAAUCUUUGUAGGAAACAACCCAGUACCAAUUGUUUUUGAGAACACUGACCUCCAUUCAUAUGUUGUGAUGAACCAUGGGCGUGCAUAUACUGCCAUCAGCACAAUUCCAGAAGCUUUGGGUGUCUCCUUGCUUCCUCUUGCCCCCAUUGGAGGUGUCAUUGGAUGGAUGUUUGCUGUGGAGCAGCAAGGAUAUAAAAACGGAUUCAGUAUUACUGGUGGUGAAUUUACUAGACAAGCUGAAGUUACAUUUCUUAACAACAAUGAAAAGCUGACCAUUAAACAGAAAUUCAGUGGAAUUGAUGAACAUGGACAUCUUACCAUUGACACACAACUUGAAGGCAAUGUGCCAGAGAUCCCAUUUGGUUCUUCUGUACAUAUAGAGCCUUACACUGAGCUCUAUCAUUCUUCUAGUUCAGUUAUCACAUCAUCAUCUACCAGAGAGUAUACUGUGACUGAACCAGAAAGAGAUGGGGUGUCUCCUACUUAUACUGUUCCCUAUCAGUGGCGACAGACAAUCUCAUUUGAUGAGUGCAUUCAUGAUGACUCUCAUCACCCUGUUUCAGCCACCCAGCAACUAUCAGUGGAUAGCGUUUUUGUCUUGUAUAACAGAGAUGAACAAAUUUUGCGAUAUGCAAUGAGCAAUUCAAUUGGCCCAAUUGAUGGAUCAGGUGAAAUAAGCCACAAUCCUUGCUACACGGGUACCCAUGGCUGUGACACGAAUGCAGUGUGUCGUCCUGGAACAGGCAAUCAGUUCACCUGUGACUGUUCUGUGGGAUUCCGAGGAGAUGGGCGUACAUGUUACGAUAUUGAUGAAUGCUUAGAGCAACCAACAGUGUGUGGCAGCAAUGCAAUCUGUAAUAACCAGCCAGGAACCUUCCGAUGUGAGUGCAUAGAAGGAUAUCAGUUUUCAGCGGAUGGACGGACAUGUGUGGCUGUUGAACGUGUGAUCAAUCACUGUGUGACAGGCACACACACUUGUGAUAUCCCUCUGCGUGCUCGCUGCAUAUACUCUGGUGGCUCGUCUUACAUUUGUACAUGUCUGCCAGGAUUCUCUGGAGAUGGGCGUUCCUGUGUAGAUGUAGAUGAAUGCCAACUGAGCCGCUGUCAUCCAGAUGCUUUCUGCUAUAACACACCAGGGUCGUUCAGCUGUCAGUGUAAGGCAGGCUAUCGUGGAGAUGGUUUCCAGUGUGUGCCAGGAGAAGUAGAGAAGACAAAAUGUCAGCGGGAACAAGAACAAAUUGUGGCUUUUGGACCAAGAGGUCCCAGGCCAGUUGGCCAGUUUAUUCCUCAGUGUGAUGUCUAUGGGAAUUAUUUGCCAACCCAGUGCCAUUCAAGUACUGGAUUUUGCUGGUGUGUAGACAGAGAUGGUAAUGAAAUUGAUGGAACCAAGAGUGGCCCAGGAAUCCAGCCUCCAUGUCUGAGCACAGUUGCUCCCCCUGUUGUAGUUGGUCCUUCCGUAAAACCAGAUACAAUUCCUCUGCCUCCAGGAACACACUUACUGAUUGCUCAGAGUGGAAAGAUUGACCAUGUCCCUCUAGAGGGAAAUGAUAUGAGGAAACUGGAUGCAAAAGCGUUGCUGCAUGUGCCUGAUAAAGUUGUUAUUGGAGUUGCUUAUGACUGCUUAGAGAAGAUGGUUUAUUGGACAGACAUCAGCAGCCCAUCCAUCAGUAGAGCCAGCCUGGGUGGAGGAGAGCCAGUAUCCAUCAUAAAGACAGAUUUGGAAAGUCCUGAAGGAAUAGCACUUGAUCAUCUUGGCCGCACUAUCUUCUGGACAGAUUCUCAGCUUGACAGAAUAGAAGUAGCAAAGCUAGAUGGCACCCAGCGCCGAAUACUGUUUGACACUGAUCUUGUGAACCCUAGAGCCAUAGUAGCAGAUCCUAUGAGGGGAAAUCUUUAUUGGACAGACUGGAAUAGAGAGGCCCCUAAAAUUGAAACUUCUUACAUGGAUGGCACAAACAGAAGGAUUCUUGUCAAAGAUGAUUUGGGACUACCAAAUGGACUGACAUUUGAUAUUUACUCUUCACUGUUGUGCUGGGUGGAUGCAGGCACCAGAAGAGUCGAAUGUAUGGAUCCCAAUCAGCUUGGUCGGCGAAAGAUCCUUGAAGAAAUCCAGUAUCCUUUCAGCGUCACAAGUUAUGGCAAGAAUUUGUUUUAUACAGACUGGAAAAGAGAUGCUGUGGUAGCCGUGGAUCGCACAAUCUCAAAGGAAAAUGAUAACUUUCAACCACACAAGCGCACUCGUCUUUAUGGAAUAACUACAGCCUUGGCUCAAUGCCCACAAGGACAUAACUAUUGUUCAGUGAAUAAUGGCGGGUGUACUCAUCUAUGCUUGGCUACUCCAGGGGGACGUUCUUGCCGGUGUCCUGAUAAUACCAUUGGAGUGGAUUGUAUUGAAAGAAAUUGAAUGAUACAGCGUGGAAUACAUCAAACCACCUUGUGGAAAGGUGCAAUCAGUAACUAUUUUAACAGUCAGUCACAAACAAGGAAGGACCCCAAAGAGAAGAUUCCCUGUGCUUCCUGAAGAUAGAAGCCAUAAAGCACACAUCUAAGAAGAAGCAGUGACCAUAUAAUGGAAUAUUGUCAUAUCUGUGGAAGCAGCUGUUGCUGACUUUCCUCCUCCUCCUUUCUCCCUCUCUUCAUUAAGAUAACUCUGGUAAACAGCUGUGUCUGUGCUGAUACCUCCUAGACAUUUUUGUAUAAAUUGUAGUAGAGAUUGGGAAAAAACCUAGAAACCAUUAUCUUUUUUUUUUUUUUUAACUUUUUUUGGAGCAGGGAGGGCAUAUAACAGUAUUUUGACAAUUUGUUUACAAAUAACUUUCUAUAGCCCAUCACUAGUGCAGCUGAUUUUUUUCAUCUGAAUGUUAGAUGGUAAGGCUUAGGUGCAGAAUGGUUUUAAUAGCAAGCCACUUAAGUAAAGAAAAUCCCACAUUCAGUAGAUUCUCUUCCAAAGGAUUUAACAGUUACAACCACUACUCCUGUGGAUUUUAAUAUCUGCUGGUACACUACUAUUGCAAUGCUUACUGUAUAUGCUUGACUAUAAGUCGAGCUCUUGUAUAUGUCAUGGACAAAUUUUGGUACAAAUAUUAUGGAUUUUGAUAUGACCCAUGCAUAGGUCAGGGGUAAAAUUUAGGGGCGUGUAGCAUUCAAAAAGGCCAGAAGCAGCAUCAUGGUAAAAAGAGUAGAUGGGCUGAUGCUUCUUUUGGUUGCUCCCAGGAUGGACUAAGCUCUUACCUUUUGCCACUCUACUCAGAGAUGGGAAAGAGUUAAAAUACAGUACUUACAUUGAUCCUUAGAUAAGUCAACCCAGCUUUUUGGGAUCAAAUUUUUGACUAAAAUUUCUAGACUUAUACAUGAGCAUAUACAGUAAUUUGAAACGAUUAAAGCAAAUUGGUGCUAGAAAUGGUUAGCUUGUCCAUACAGAACUGGUUUAGUUGUCUUAAUAUUACUUUUACUAGGGCUCCUCUUCCUCAGCUUUUCAAUGGGAUUUUCUAAAAGAAGCUUAUCAAUAGUACAAAGGGAAAUCCCAGAAAUGUGUGAUUUGUUCAUCAGCCAGUGAUACUAGCUUAGUUGUUCUGGUUUCAACAGGACAAAAACAGGGAAACAUUAGCUUGCUGCCUGUCUUUGACCUUCUAGAUCUGAAUUUCUUAAGUUAAACAUAAAUUUGAACUGACUUUCAGAUAGAUCCUGUGAAAUAUUCCUCAUUUUUCAUUUCCAUUUUUUCUGACACUUUCUUUCUAAAUUCUACACAACCUCAUGUUUGCUGCAGUUUUAGAUGUACCUUACUAUUGCAUAUAGCAUGAGCAAUCAGGAUGGUGAAAUAACCCAUCAAACAGCCAAAAUGUUUUCAUUGUUGGGUUUUUAUGGCAGAUAUCACUUCCCAAAGUAGUGUCCACUUUUUGUCUGAGUUGCUAGCAAGCACAAUUCACCUGCAGCAGAAUUAGCAAAAAGUGCUGUAUAAACAGGAUGUAGGUUUUAAAGCAUUUCUGGAAUCUUCUGCUAUAGCAAUAUUUAAGAACCUUUUUUUCUGUUAGAAAAGAAGUACAUCCACAGUAACAGAAGCAAACAAAAUCCAUUGAGAGAACAACUAAUUUGAAAUACCCCAUUCUUAAAAGCACACAGAAGGUUCGAUUUCAGAAGAUGUUGCUCACAAGGCUACAUUAGUAUUGAAACAGUAUUAAAACAGAGCCAGUUGAAGCUUCAUUAUCUCACAGGUUUUUCUUUUUAUAUUUAUCACUAAAAUAUCAAAUGCUAUAUUAAAUCUUUUAAUUUUUGUAUAACUCUUGUAUAACUUUAAUGCAUUUAAUUCUUACACUCUAUUAGACGUGUCUACAAAAAAAAUGUAAAUACCAAAAAUGGUACUGAAACAAACAAAAGGUGCUUUUAAUCAGUGUUAUUACGUUUUCAGGUGACAACACAAAAGGUUUACACAUUGUACAGCUAUUCACAGCACUGCUAAUAAAAUGAUUGUUUUGUUUUUUAUAAGAA